AUGUGUGGUGAGGAGGAGGAAAGUCUUGAGCAUAUCUGGUGUCCAUUUGUGACUUCAAUUGGGAAAUUUUCUGUCCUUCACCUUGACACACAAUUUGAAGAGCAGAACAACUUUAAGGAGUGGUGUACGAUGAUAAAGGAAAAAGUCACAAACUCCAAAUGGUGGGAUACAUUCUGGUGCUUGGCAUGGGGUGUUUGGUUGAGGCGAAAUAGUUGGGUGUUUGAAGGAAAAAGAAAACCAGAUCCUGAUGUCAUUCAUAAGGCUGUCAGCCUUGUGGGGGAGUAUGAACACGCUCUGGAGAAGAUCGCAAUCCAUCAGCUUGUACAGCCCCCAGAUGCAGCUAUUUUUGGGCAGCAGAAGGCUGGUCUGAAAAGGGUUUUGAGGGAUGCUACUGGUGAUGUGGUGAUGGCGUGUUGCUUGGUGAUAGAAGGGGCUUUUGAGGUGGAUGUUGGGGAAGCUAUGGCAGUGCGGAAAAGUGCUUUAUUUGCUAGAGAAGCAGGUUACAGCAAGCUUGUUUUUGAGACGGACAACUUAAAAUUAUUUCAUCAUAUGAAGAAGGGUAUCACCCCUCCAACAGCCUUUGGAAACAUGGUGAAAUACAUCCUUUGA
This is a messenger RNA of Chenopodium quinoa (quinoa), 609 nucleotides long. RefSeq lists its product as uncharacterized. NCBI's taxonomy places the organism in Eukaryota, Viridiplantae, Streptophyta, Magnoliopsida, Caryophyllales, Amaranthaceae. Gene Ontology annotation, molecular function: RNA-DNA hybrid ribonuclease activity; nucleic acid binding. The coding region runs from base 1 to 609 and encodes 202 amino acids. The transcript is spliced from 2 exons. The record is from RefSeq and is a predicted model, not a curated record.